UUCUUUUGGUUAAAAAUUUCAAAUUUUGAUCGACAAAACGAUUGACUACAAAAAGACUAAGUCUAAGCAUUGUUGUUUUGGCAAUGCCGUAUUUGAUCCAUUCCUAUUUUAAAGAAUAACUGAAUUGAAGUUUGUAGAUUAUUCUUUACAACAUCUUACAUUUACAUAGUCUUAUUUUUAAAAUAAAUCUAUUUCUACACUCAUUGAACUCAUUAUUGAGCUUGGAGCAACUUUGUUUUUUAAGUCCUGAGUUGAGUUGAGACAUGUUAUGAUUAGUAAUGAUUAAUGAAAAUUACUAUGAAAGUGAUGGUAAUCUGUUUCAAAGUGCUACUUUGAUUUUGAUUGACUCUACUUGAAUCCUGAAUAUUAAUUUUUUUUCGUAUAUUGAAUUAGAAAUGAAAUGAUUAUGAUUAUUAUGAAAUAGUAGAAGUGAAAGUAAAGAAAUGUAACGAUUUAUUAUUAAUUAUGAUUAAAAAUGAUUUAUUUAAGUAACUUAACUUAGUUAGAAUAAAUUAUUAAAUGAAAUGCUAUUCCGAUUUCAUUUGUGGUAGUUUAUUUUAGUUAAACUAAAGAAGUAAGUUUACAAACAUAAUAUAGCCCAUUCAAUCUAAUUCAAUUAUCUUUCAUUUGAUACCAAAGUUUGUCUUACAUCCCAGAAAUAAUAUUUUAAAUAUUUUUAAAAUCCCAACCUCUCACUUCUGAUACCCAGGUCCGAAUAGCCACUUUGAUAAAUUAUAGUUAGGCCUACUUAUAACUUGUAGUAAUAAGGUAGGCCUAAUUCCUAAUGUUAAUGUUAUAAAUUAGUUGUACUCAGCAUCAUAUUAUUAUUAUUUUUAUUAUAUUAAUUAGUGUUGUGUUAGCCCUGAAAAUAGUAAUAAUCUGCUAAUAAUUAUAAUAAUUUUUGGGCCUAAUUAUUACUAAUAUUAUUAGCUUAAACUUGGCUAUUCACCGUGGCCAAGGCCGAAUCUAAUUUGACCACCUUCUUCUACUAGUCUACACUCAUCAUCCGUAUCAGUGAAACAGCAAUGAGUGAUUUCAACUAGAGCUGGUGUUGUCAAUCCAAUUCAGGCAACUGGUUCACAGUAAUAAAAGACCAUUUUGAUCACAAGUCAACAUAUUGUAAGACCGCAUUUCAUCACAAAAAUUAAACCAAGGCUUUUACCUAAAAUAAAGAUAAAAUAAAUUAUGUAAACCUACAAAGUUACUUAUUUAUUCUAAUGCAUAUCAUUUUCAUAGGAUGACACAUCUGCAAGUGCAGCACACACAGUAUUUUAAGAAAAUAAUUUGAAAAUUAAUCAAAUCAUAAUAUGAGUUUUAUUAUAACAAGAUUAAAAAGAAGCACUAAGCGAAUAAAGAAAGAAGUUCAUUUGCAUUUCAUUUGGCAUCUCAUAGGAGGCAACAUUCAACAUAUCAGGCACAUAGCAGUCCCUUGGUUGGCCAUCCCUGAUGUAGAAGAUAAAAUAAUGUUCAAAUUAAGGAUGAUCUGUUAUUAAUUUAGGCCCACUCAAUUGGCUACUACUUUAAAGGAAUCAAAAUUGGAUAAUAGCCCAGGGGGCUAGGCUGUUUACAAUUAAGACUUGGCUGUAGCUAAACUAUAGGCAUAGGCAGUACUACUACUGACUACCAGUUUUUGUACUAACUACUAAAUUAAUUGGCUCUAACUUUAGGCCAGUACUCUUUCUAGUUCAGUCUAAGACUUGAUGGGCUAGUAAGCCUCGGCACAAUACCUACGACUCCAAUUUAAUUUAAUUGAUAAUACAUACAAAUGUUGAAUCCUAAAUAAAAAAUAUUUCCCUUUACUACAGAAAACAAGCUAUGGAAACUACAAACUGCAUAAAAGAGGUCCUGAGAGCUGCAGAACACUACAACAAUAACAGUAGUCAGUUAGCUUAUCUGCUGAGGCAGCUAGAGGUGGUUAAAUAAAUUUCAAUUUUAUUUUCAAUCCAUCCUAAAAUAUAUGUAUUUUCCUUUUUUUUUAUCUCUCCCAUCGAAGAUUACAUGAGCUAUGAGCAUGCCAUAAGUUAAAUAAAUUCUUUUGAAGACAUUUAACUCUGCUAUGACACAUUCUUUUACAUGUCUGCAAUAGUUUUUGCACAUAAAUAUAUAUAUAUAUAUAUUUUGCUAAUUUUUAUGUGAAGCUUGGUGAGCCUGAUAACUGCGUUAAAUGAGAUUCUUUUUUUUUUUAAAUAUUGCAUUUUGUGCGUAACAUUUUCUUUAGUUUUUCUGAAAUAGUUGGUGAAUUAAAUCUGCGUGUAAAAGCGGGUGGGUCAUUAGAAUAUUAAUAUAGUCCAGGGGCAUGAAUUUGCAGGGUAUUACAUUUAUAAAGGAUUUAUACGAAAAACUUUGAUUUUAGGGGUUGUUUCAUUCAUAAAUCAAAGUUCAUAAUUUUAAAUCUGUUAAGAUUUCUAGAUGCAGUCAAUCAACAAAUGAGUUUCUAGUUGCCAUUCUAAAGGUUUUAACUAUUUUUGCAACAUAUGUGCAACCAUUUAAAUGUUUAUUUUAUAACAAAUUUGUUUCAGGCCCUGCAAAACAUUUCUUCCAGAUCAAGCUAUAUUCGUCAACUGCACUCACUUGAUGAAAUAGAACUUGUUUCAUGCCUAACAUUUCUAGUGGAUGUUGUUAGAGAAGUCCAUAGGCAGAGGGAGUUGAUGCAGCGUGUGAUAAAAAUUUUGCUUAACCUCUGUAUGAGAUGUUUAUUUUAUAUUAUAUUUUUAUUUUAAUCAGCUCUAAAAACAAACUCUGAUAUUAAAUUAUUUACUUACGUGGCACAUAAAAUGCAAAAUAAAAUUUAUAAUUUAAUUCAUAAAUGAAUGCCCUUUUUUAAUUUACUCUAUACCCGGUAAUAUAGAAAAUUAUUUUUUUAUCACUGAGAUCUAAAUUGAUGGAUUUCUUUCUAUUUUUUAAAGUCAAAACAUAACAUAUGAAGUUACCAACAAAUUAGGAAGGGAAAAAAAGGUGUAUUAAGUUUCUGUAUAUCUUUAUAUGCAAUUUCAGCCCAUGAUGAAUACGUAAGGAAAUUGUUGUUUGAGACUUUCAACCUGUCUUCCUACUUGGCAGCAGUUGUUGUGACUUAUUAUAGAUUUCCUGAAGAAGAGCAGACAAUGUCAGAUGUAAGGGGACUGCUAAUAAUGCUGUUGCUUUGCUAAAUAUAGCCUUAACAUUGCAUUAUAAUUUUCAUUAAAUAGCAAAUAGUUUGUAAGAUUGGACUAUAUUAUAUUCAGGGCUCGAGUCCUGCAGAACUGCAUUGGAAUGGCAUUCCUGUACUUCCUUUUGUUGUUAGGAAAUAUAUGUUUGCAUUGAGGGGGGGGUUAGGGGGUGGUGAAAAGAAUCUUGGGUUAGUGCCUAUAAUUUUUACUUUCAAGUCAUAAGUUUGAGAAACACUUUGAAAGAAGAAUAAAUUUAUGCAUUAGACUUACUGCUCAUUUCAAUGUUUACAAAUUGUUUAAAAAUAUCCAUCUCAUAAGCAGCUGACAGCUGAUGAGGACUUCAGUGAUCAUUUACUUGUUGACACUUGCUGGUGUUCUUAUCUUUGAACAAACAUCUGUUUCUUUCCCCAUUCAAACAAUAUAGGCUCUGCAACUUUUACAGAGGAUUUCCUAUGGCCAUCGUGUUGACUACCAUAUGGCAAAUAUGGAGGAUUUACUCAAAAUACUUAUUACAAAUGUGUAAGCUCAAAUUGUUUUUAUUUUAAAUGAGAUAUGGUUACUUGAAAUAUCCCAUAUAGCUUUUUUUUAAUAGUUUGGUUAUUUGAUUUGUUAUUAAAUAAACAUGUCUUAGAAUAAUAUUGGUCUAUUCAGUUCUUUGCAGCACGCUUUAAUAUGCACUUUGAAUGAGAGUCAGUGAUCAACUAUGUUAAAGGUACCAGUGUAUCUCAUGCAUACAGAAUAUCCCCUAGUUAACAUUUUGCAGCUGUGUUAUAAUUUUGCUUGCAGGCUUAACCAGACAGAAACACUCAUUUCUCCAGUACUGGGUACGCUGGCUAAUCUGUGUCGUAAUAAUGUACUUGUACAAAGUGCCAUUAAAAAUAUGGUAAGUAGACUUAAGAUAUUGAAUCACUUGAACUGUGGUUGUUGAUAAGUUUGAUACUUCAUGCUAUGUUAAAAUGUCUGUGUAAAACGUGAUGGAGAUAAUUGAUCAACAUUUGACAUUGCUACCUCAUCUGGAAUAAUGGGUGGUGAAUGCUGAAUGAUAUUUUUUUGCCUUUUCUUAUGCCUACAUAAGAGUCAGGUGGAGAAAGGUUAUUGAAUUAAUAUUAUUUUCUAACUAUUCAUUUUCAGUGUCAGUCUGAGUUCAAAACCUUAUUAAAGACACUAUGUGGGUUCUUUGGAAAUCAGAACAAAACACUGGUGAUUUUUUCAGUGAGUGUUCUUACAAGCCUGUGUUUAAAUGUAAGUAAAAAAAACAUCCAGGACUAGAAUAUUUUAUUAAUAACUAUUUUCUUAAAAGUAAUCACAAAAUAAUCUUUCUCUAGGUAUAAUUGUAUGUAUGUAUGUAAUGCUAUAUUCAAUAGGCGCGCAAAAUAAAAUUGAACACAAGUUAGCACUAAUUGGGAUUCUUAUAAAGUAUGUUACUUGAGUGCAUGUCUUAUCAGGUAAUAUUAGUAGAUUGGAAGUUCUCACAUGACUGCCACCAUUGUAUGGCGGGUUAUUUCUAGUUUACUACUAAAUUAGAAUGUCACCAUUUUGAAGGAAUGUGAUUAAAAUAAAUUUAAUUAAGGAAUGUUGUUUGUAUCACCAGACGUUACAAUGUGGCAAUAAUUUUGAUUAUUUUUAAGGUCUUUUUUGAAAGCAACAAUGUAGAACAAACACUGCAAACCAUCUUUGGAAUCAUCAAAAACAGUUUCAAAACUGUGGCUUGGAAGUAUGCAGCAGACCUUUUAACUGACUUGCUCAGAUACCCCCAGAUGCAGUUGUACAUAACAAAGUAUGUUCACCACUGUUUUUCUUUGAGUUUGUUUUUUAUAAAGUGAUUAAUCUUGUAAUAGCAAAAAUUUAUAGAAUGCAUCACAUCUAUUUAAAAUUUUGUUUAGCUAUAUCUCUAUAGCUCCUAACACAUCAAUGUUUCCUUUUACCCUCAAUGGCAUUAUGAGCUUGAUUUUGGAAAAAAAAACUGGCUGGACUUAUGUUUCUUUAAAAUUUGUUGUAUUUGCCAAAAUAUUAUAAUUGCAUUAUUAGUUAUGUUUACCACAAUAUUAUAAUUCCAUUAUUUGAUCUAUUUGCCAAUUUAUUAUGAUUGCAGAUAUCGCCAUCUGAACAAAUGCAUCAAUGAAAUUUUGAAUUUAUUACCCACUGGGUCUGAGGAAUCAGCUGCAGAGGUAAAUAAUUUAUGUUAAAUUAAUUUAUUUCCCUAGUCCUACUCUGUUGAAGUUAAAGUGUAACACAUUUUUUAUUAACUUUAGCUUAACCUACGUCAAGUGGUAAAAAAUAAAGUGAUGAUCUCAAAUGUGUAAGGGCAAAUAAUUUUCAUAUUUAAAAUUUUUCUAGCUUGAUGUGAGAAUUGAUGUUUAAACUAAGGCUUGUCUCUUUUUGGUGAAGCAAUUUAUUUUCUGUUUCUUUGAUUCUUCAUUAUCAUUCAUGGCAUUUUCCUCAGAUAUUUGAACUGCUUCUCAGCCUUUGUUCAGUUCCCUCCAUUCGACAAAGUGUCAACUCCAGACUUUUCAGUCCUCUAUCCCAAAAUGAAUUUACCUCUACGCUAAUGAUUUCUGCUACCAAACAACCUUUGACCCCAGACACAGAUGCCUUAUUGUGUUGUCUACACUGGGCCGCCCAAGACACAAAGCCCAGGAACCGUGCACCGUGUCUUGCCUUAGAUUUUCUCAUUGAUUCCUGUCAGGUAUGUUUAUGUCUAGCCCAGUGCCUUAAAAAGCUGACCAACUCUUGCCUACUGCCCCUCUUAUUGUACAGUGCUUGACCCAAGAGCAGAUUCGCAUUUUAAAAUUCAUAAGUGAAAACCAAAUGCAAAUAGUGGUGCUUCAAUGUCAUGGCGUUCUCAUUCAGCUUAUCAGCCUCUUUUUUGAUGUCCCACUUAUAAACCUGUUUCUAAAGCCCCUUACCAAGAGUCCACUGUCCCAUUAACUCACAUCCCUUAUCUGGCCUACAAUAAAAACACUAACCUCCAUUCAUGGAUUGCCUUUCUGUUCACUUAAAUUUUUGUCUGUCCAGGGAAUGGGAAUUACAUAUUACACAAAUCACUUGUGUCUCAUCAAAAAAAUGAAUUAAAAUCAUGAAUUGUCUUCAAUAACAUUUUUUUUGUGUACAAAUAUGAGUAUUAAGCACUCUUGACCAUUGCCAUGAAUCAGGGCCAGCGCUAGACAUUUUUAAGCUGGGUGAAAAUAGGCAAUAGUCACCCUCUGGAAAAUUAUGGGAAGAGUUCAGAAAUUUUGUGUUGUUUUGAUUUAAAAAAUUUUUUAAUUCAAAUUGGCUCUGUGUGAUGAUCACGCAUCGUACCGGCCUUGAGCCGUCCCUGCCUUGAAUGUAGCCAACCUUUUCAUGAUUAAUCUUUCUAAAUUUUCUCAAUUUAAUUUUGAAGUAUAUUUGUGGUUGUGUGCAGUUCAUUAAAUAAAAAAGAAACAACUGAUUUCAGGAGUGUUUGUUUGGGACUGACAGCUUUUAUCCAAUUCACCAAUUGGCACCUGUGCUAACAAACUUACUCUCUCGAGAAGAUCAGACUGACGCCAUUGAAAAAACUCUCCGCCUGGUCAGACUUCUUAAUGGUGAGUUUUAUGUUUUCAUUAAAUUAUAAGUUUUUGGAUAAGGGGUAACAAAGCUUUUUCUUAUAGGAAUAAGUCUUAUGAAAUUAAUGUACAUAAAUCUUUUUUAUUUAACAUUCACUUGGCUGUUGCUGUUUUAAAUUAAUGUCACAAUGUGCUUUUAUUGAAUAAUAAAAUUUAUUUACCCAUUUAAAAUGGCACUACUAGAUGCGUUUGUUUUAAAAAUAUAACACAAUAUUUUAGAAUUAAUAAAUAAAAACACUUACAGUGGUUUCUUUGCAAUAUGUUGUCACAAAUGUAUUAAAUUAAUUUUUUUUGGGUGCAUCAGUCCUGUGUUCCAACAAAGAAAGUCGAGAAGCCCUGGGAAGCCUUCUUGCAAUAGAAACAAUAUCAAAUGUGCUGGAAAAGAGUGUUUCACAAAAAUAUAGCUCUGCUUGUGUAGAUACAUCCACUAAUGAAGGUCUGUCUUCAAAGUAAGUGAUGCAUGGUUAACAUAUACUUAAUGUUUAGGUUUAUGAUGAAAAUCUAUUAAAACAAUAAAUUAAGUAACAGACUAGUUACUUCAGUUUUAAUUGAAAAACUUGAAGUUUACCCAUAUUGUUUAACUUAAAUGGAUACAAUAGGAUUCAUCAGUGUCACAUUGUGCUGUUGUAACAACUUAAUUAUUCAUAUAGCACUUAUGGCAAUCAAGUGAUUAAGCUCUAACAUAACAAGAACUGUUAUAAACAAUAUCUAUCAUUUUUAGAGAAGAAAGUGCCAUACUUAUCCUAGACUUAGCAUGGAGACUCCAUAAAUUUAUGGAAGGACUCACAGAAUAUUUGCUCACAACUUUGAAGGUUUGUUGUUUUUUUUGUGUGGUUUUUUUAAAUACCCGGUAAUAAUAUUAUAUUAGCCUUUAUCCUAUGUAAUGAGUAGUGAUAUUUUAAAUUGAUUACAAUAAAUAUGAAUGGCAAGUAAGUUUUUUAUUCUUAAGUAAAAGCCUAUGUGUUCAAUAAUUCCAGUAUAGAUACAUUUGCAAUGCUAUUUCUUUCCACUGAAAAUUUCAUGGUGUUUGGGGUGAUCUCACAAUAUAUUGAUAAGAACCUUUCUUACAACUUAUAAAACUUAUCCUUUCAAACCCUCAGUCACCAGUUAUAGUAGAUCUACUGGCCAAAUGUCACUCUUCAAUUAACCAAGAUCAUGUGGAGAUGGCUCUACGACUGAUGGCUUAUACCAUGGGUGUGCAAGACGCCAGGCCUGAUGUCAUGUAAGUUAAACUUAAGAGACAGUGAUUUAUAAACUUCCCCAAUUGAGACUCCAGUAAGCCAAAAUCCAUCAUGUUGGGUAAUAUAUAGAUAAGAGAACAGUGAAUUGCUAAAUUUUUUGACUGCAAGUUGAGUAUUUUUUAACAUUGAAAUUGUAAUAAUAUUGAAGCUGCCCUGUGCUGGACUACUCUUAAUUUUCUGACAUAUUAAUGUAAGUAAUUGACUAAAGAAAUAUUGUAAUUUUCAAUUGGCUGUACCAUCUACUCUGAGAUGAUAUUUUUUUAGAAAUUUAUAUAAAUAAAUGAUUCAUUUUCUAAUUUAAUAAGCCUAUAUCAUUUUCACAAAGAUAUAUUUGUGAGUUUUCAGAACAUGAACACAUCAUUCAUAAUUGAAACUGACAGUAUGAAUAUUUUUAUCUCUUAUUUUUAAGAGUGACCAUUUCUGCUCAGCUAAAACUAAAAAAAAACAACUAUUUCUUCCUUGUUCUGCAACAUUCAGAUAUCUGGAACAAUAACACCAAAUUACGAUGUGGUUGUUUUAAUUUUAUUUCACCCUACAGUUUUUAAUCACAGUAGGAAUGGUUGUGAUAGAAUUGUCUAGGACAGGGGUGUGCAAAUUUUUUGUGUGGAGGGCCACAUUGACAAAUGUAAAGGUAUUAGGGGGGCCGCAUGUAUAUUAUGUCCAAUUUUUACAUAUGGAUAAACAUUUCUCUAUAUUAAAAUAGGUGAAUUGGCAUUGUAGCAUUACAUGAUAAAAGUCAAGAACUGUUAAAAAAAUUGAAAAUUAGAGAGAAAGUUGAUCAAAAAUGUUCAAACAAUCAAAAUGGACCGAAAAUUCUGUAAAAUUCAACAAAUUAACUUAAAAACAAAGAAUUUUUUUUAUUUCUAAAUGCCUGAGAGGGCAGCAUAAUAUCAGUAGUUGUUUGCCUACCCCUGGUCUAGGCAUUUUCUGAAAAUGACCCAAUCAGGAAAAAUUUAGUCUGUCAUAUUGCCUUUGCAGCCUUUACCUCAUUGCAUGUUGUUGGAUUUUUAUAAGGAACAGAAAAUUUCAGCUUGACAAAGAGCUCACAUUUACGUUUAUCAUCAGCCUCUGUGGAUCAAUUGCCUGCCUAAAUAAACAAUCAUUAAAACGACGAAGAAUCGACUCAGACCUGCCACACAAGCCUGAAAGUUGGACAGACAGAGUGUUGGAAAACAAAGAAAACCAGAACAAUGGCCUCAAGGCAAACACAUCAGAAAACUACAUAGACCUAAGAAGCAAAGGAGAUUCUGGUUCGGAUAAAGAUGAGACUACCCUCGCUAAUUUUAUAGAACGCAUGGAAAGUAUUAUAGAGGUAAAGUUUUAUAGAGCACAUUGAAAGUAUUGAACAGUGUGUGUUGUGAUUUAAUUAGCCUCAUUUUGUGGAAAUGUUUAAAACAAUUUAGUUUAAAAAAAGAAAUAAUAAUAACAAGGCAAAUACAAAUAAUUUUAUCAUCUAUCUUCUAAGCGAGAACAUUAAACACUUGCAUGGAUUUAUUUAUUUAGUUUACACAUGUAGUAAAUUAACUUUGGUUUUGAAAUAAUUUUCAUGUAGAUGCAAGAUUCACAAGAUAAUGUUAUAAUAGUGUGCCGCCACAAUACUGUUUUGUCUAUUGAGUACUGCACUCAAUUCAGCUUAUUUCAGUUUGCUCUAAACACAACUUUAAAUUCAAGUAACAAAUUAAUUUUUUUUUCUUCUUUUCCUUAAAAGCCAAAAGAUACAAAAACAACUGAAAUUAUUGAAGUAUUUGAGCACCGCAUCAAAGCAUUGCAGGUGAGUUUUUAUUUUUUUCAACCUGUAUUUUAAAAUCUUGAGACCAUUCAUCGGUUGUUUCAAGGUGUCAACUCAUUGGGUGUUCUCAGUGAAAAAAAAAUAAAAUUACAAUAUACAAAAAAUAAGCAUUUCUCAUGCAUACAUGCCAGUGUUACAUUUUACUUGUACUUUGUAGACUUUUAAAAAGUUUUUUGAUUUUUAUGAAGUACGAUCAUACAGGAUUUUUUACAGUUUUUCAAUGUAUUUUGAAAAGAAAUAGUUUUGCACAUGACACUAGUUCAUAACUGACAGUGCAAUAAAUUCAAAAUCUGUCAACAUGAAGUUUAAAUCCUAUCUGUCUGUUCAAAAUGACCUCUGGCCCAAAGUCUGGGAUUGACAAUAUUAAUACUUCAGUAUUUACCGGUAGUAACUACUUUGAUAAGUAAAACAUAGUUACAAAUCUGUUUGUGUAAUUCCUAAUAUAACUUCCAAUUAACACUUAACAUCCAAAUAGUGCAUAGAGUAACAAAAAUACCUCCAUCCAAACCAUAUGACAUUUUCCCCAGUACGAUGAAAAAUAAUGUUAUAAAUUGAUGGUAAACUCGUUAUGUUUGUCAAUGCUGGAAAAAUUUAUAUCCUUUUAUCAAUUUAAAUAACAGGAAUCUGUAUUUCUGAUGAAAAACAAGCUUUUUUAUUUAAACGAUGUGAUCCAUCCAUUUAUUAUUGAUGUAAACAUGCUAAAAUGUGUGCAGUGAAGGGAAGAUAAUAAUGAAUUUUUCUUGUUAUAAUUUAUCGCUGUUCGACCUUUAUUAAGCCAAAAAACGGUUAAAAUCAGUCAAUUAAGUGUUCAAGAGGUGAACCUAUUUAUAAACUAAUUAACAAUAUACAAAAAGAAACUUGGAAUUAUUCACACAGCUGGGGAAGUUUCUUAAGUUAGUGGCUGGUGGAAUAUCCUGAAAUUAUUGAUGCCUAAUGGCCACUUCAAUGAAUAUUGUAAAUUAUAGUGAGAGAUGAUUCUCAAUCACUACUAUCACUAAAUGUUUUUAAAAAUUAAAAAAGAUUGCAGAAAUUGACUUAAUGGUGAAAGGAUCACAUCUGUUUAGGGCAAAGUACGAUGACACAUUUCAAUUUUGUUUUACAGAAAUUAUCAAGCAGGCAAAGUUUGAAUGCUUUCAAAACAUUGAUAAUCAAAAGAUGAAAUAUUAUAAUACUUUUUCUUUUUUUUUAAUUUUCAUUUAUUUCUGUAAAGUAUUUCAUGCAUUUGUAAAGUUUAAAAAAAACUCUUUUUGUACAGUUUUUGAUCUUACAGGUUGUCAUAGUUCAUAUGUAAACUUUUCAAGUUAUCUUUAAUUAUCAAAUCAAAAACAAAAUUUUACUAGUUUAAAAAAAAUAUAUUCUUAGAACAAAAAAGAAAAUAAGUUGUGCAGAAAUCAAUGUUCGUGUAUUUUUAAAAAUGAUCUAGAACUAAAUAAUGUAGCAGUCAGAGAUGAAUGUUUUAAGGCAAGUCCGGCUUUUUACAUCACUAAAGCUAUUGUAUUAAUGUAACAAAUUUUUUAAAUCCCGUAAACUGGUUUAGUAUUUAUUACCUUCAUGGUUUUCUGGAAUUUCUUUUUUUUCUUUUUUUUGUGUAGAUCAAAGAAGAGCACAUGAAUAAUCUGUUAGAGGCAAAAAGUCUUUCAAUUACUCAGGCUGACAGACUUAUCGCACAAUUGAGGGCUGAAAAAGCUUCACAUUUCACAGAGGUAAGCUUCUCUCAAUGAGUAAAUUCCCUCCCAUUUCUUACAUGUCUUCAUUAAAAUCAAUGUCUCAGUUUCCUGUCUCCAAAUAUUUGAUUAAUUUGACUGUUUGUAUUAAUUAUUUGGUCUGACAUUUACACAUGGUAUGCAUAAAUCUUUAGCUGAAAAUUUACUCUUCUAAUAUUUUCAAAAUUAUUAUUUAAUCUUUAUCAUCAUAAACUAUCAGUUAUCACACAUCUAUAUUUUUUGUUCAGUCCAAAAUUUAUAUUUAUAAAAGCUCCAACAUCCAAUUGAGAACAAUUUUGUAGAUCUUUUUAUUUUUAAAUUUCAGGCAAAAAAGCUCCAGAACAUCCUAAAAGAUUGUGAACGUAAAUCUGAGCAAAUGAUGUCACAAAUGAAUGAGAUGAGGAUUUGUGGUGAAAAGGAUAAAAUGCACUUUGAAAAAUUGUGAGUACAUUUUGAUUAUAUCUGAUGAGGGUUGGUUGAAAGGUUGGUUAAAUUUGCCACCGCUGCCCCUUCUGGAAUGCAUGAUAAAUAAAAGAUAUUGUUAUUUGAAAUGUUUUUCAGGAUCAAGGAUGCAAAAGAAGAAAUUGAAACUGUAAAGAGGGAGAGAGAUGAAAAUGCUGAAAAGUAUGUUAUUCAAUAUGAGUUAUAUUUGUAUACGAUGUAACUUAAGUGAACGAAAUAUAUUCAUUUUACUUACCUAAUAGAUAAUAUCAACUUUGCUCAUAAAAUAAUGUUCAUUGUUCAACCUUGGUUGCACAUAGAAGAUCUAGGUGCACAUUGAAGAAGUGUGAUUUGUUUUAUUAGUUACUGAAUAUUAGUUCAAAUUUAGGCAUUUGAAUCACCCUGACAUUCACUGAACAUCUGGAUCACAGAUACACUUGAAUUUCCCCUUGUCUUAUCAGGUGUAUGGAGCUAGAGGAGCAAGUUGCAGCAUCUUCCCAGGAGAACAGAACUUUGGCCAGCAUGAUGGAAAAACUUCAGGAUGCUCACGAGACUCUCAAGGAACAAUACAAUGUGUAAGUUGGAGGUUUUGUUACUUUGUUACAUGCAUCCUAAACAUAAUUUGGUCCUGGGCUAAUAAUGAUGUAUCAGCUUGAGCUUUAUGAGUUAGCUAACACCAUAAUAUCAGCUUGGCCUUUAUGAGAUAGCUAACAUAAAAAUAUUAGCUUGGUCUUUAUGAGUUAGCUAACAAUAAUGUAUCAGCUUGGCCUUCAUGAGUUAACUAACACAAAAAUAUUAGCUAAGCCUUUAUGAGUUGGCUAAAAAUAAAUUAUCAGUUUGGCCUCUUAUAAAAAAAAAUAUCUUCACUGAUUAAUAAUUAUAUUUACUAUUUAGUUUUCAAAUUAUACAAAAAAUUUUCUCUUUUUUUUUUCUGGACACAUUUUUUAUUUUUAAAAAUAAAUUAUUUUUUAAAUGUUGUUUUUGUAGUAAGCCAGAUACAUCAUAUAAAUAUUUCUAAUCUACGUUGGUCAACAAAUGUAUUAUGUACAUAUUUCUUAUAUACGUUAGUCAACAAAUGUAUUAUUUACAUAUUUCUUAUCUACUUUAGUCAAAAAAUGUAUUAUAAACAUAUUUCUUAUUUACGUUGGUUAACAAAAUAUUUCUUAUCUACGUUAGUCAACAAAUGUAUUAUAUACAUAUUUCUUAUCUACGUUGGUCAAUGCAUAAUUGUUCCUAUUCAUUUAGCUCCUGUAAUCAAAGUAAGCAGUUGGAGGAAGAGAGAAAGAACUUAUCCAAGCAGCUUAAAGAAAAAGAUACUUCUCUACAAAGUAAGAAGAACCUCAGCAUUACAAUUUUUAAAUACAUUGAUGGCUUGAUUUUUACAAAAAAUGUUUUUGAGUUUUUAAAAGUUUAUUGUUUUUAUAAAACAAAAUCAGUGUAAUGGAUAAAUCAAAAUUUAUUCAUUAUCUACAUUUAACAUAUAUUAAUUAAUUUUUAAAUACACUUUCAUGAUUAGCCCAGUUUUUUUUUUGGAAAGAUUUUCACUUUUAAGUGACCAGAUUUUUUUGUUUUCUUACUUUCUUACUACAGUAAUAUUUACUGGCAAAUAUUUUUAAGAUUGCUCUAGAUGAGGGGAGUAAUGAUCCAAAUAAUCAUAUUUUCAUCCAGAACUGAGCUCAAGUUUGCAAGCAUUGCAAAAUAAGUACAAUGAUACUGAGAAAGCCCGUGCUGAGCUAGAGAAAGAGAAAGAAGACAUUGAAGCCUAUGUUGACAAACUGCGAAACCAGCUGAGCAGCAGUGAAAACUCAUGUAGACAGCUCCAGCAGAGGGUAAGUUAUUUUGUAGCUGAAGAUAUUCAUCCAUUUUAUUGGCAAAAAGUGUUUGGUAUCACUGUAUCCAGGAUCAGGCUGAAAGUACCAAAACUUUUGUUGGGCUAAUCAAUUGGCUAUAUUAUUGGCAAUCAUUUAUCUAUGUUGCUUGCAGUUUUAAUCUACUGUAUGAUUUUAAUUGUCUUAACAUCGACUUGGCCUUUUUUAAAAAAUUGUUAUCAAAAGCUAUUGUAGAUACUUUACACGCACAAAAAAAGACCAAACAAAUCAUAGAUACGUUUACCCACUCAAAAUUUUGUUUAAAGAUAAUCAAAAAACAAAACAUGAGUCCAUAUUUUUUGUUACAGGCUGUAACACUGGAAGACAUCAACCGUGACCAAGAAUCACAGCUAAAAAUGAAAACAGAUAAAAUUGGAGAGCUGGAAGCAGAGUUAGAAAAGCACAACCAGAUAGUCUCAUUUAUCAGUAAUCUCCAACUGAAGAAUGCCGGUGGGAAGAAGUGAUUAAGGAAAGACAAAACUACAGAUAAAAUUUUGUAAAUGAUAUAAAUGGAUUUAUCUUUCAUCAAACAAUGCUGCGCAAGUGGUUUACCUACUAACUUGUCCAAGUGGGUCAUGAAGAGUUUGUCAAUGACCUAUUUUAAUUUUUUUAUUAUGAGGCUUAUACCUAAUGGGAUUGAAUUCUGAUGUGCUUGGGUCAUAUAAGUGUGUUAAAAUAUAAGUGUUAUAAUAAGUGUUAAAAUAUAAGUUUUGUAAUAUACAAUGGGAGAAUGCUCAACUAUCAGAAUUAGUAGUUAUGAGACAAAAUGUAUCUUUUUUUUAAAAAAAUAAUAAUUGAAUUGGUUUUUUUCCACUCCAUGAAACAUGGUCAAAAGAAUAAUUUCUUACUUUUCCAAGAUGUGCCUUGAUUUUGCUUUGUUGUCUUUAGCAAACAGUUGCUCUUAUAUUAGAGCAGAAUGUAAUUUUUGAGAGCUGUAGCUCCAAAAAAAAAAAAUGUGCUGUCAUAGUAGAGAUCAAGCUGUGGUGUUAAGUUUUAACCAUCAAUGUUUAACUUCUCAAAAGCCUUGCCAUUCAUUGUGAAACCUUUUGAAGGGACCACAUUUAAACCCAGGUUGACAUUGAACUUAACUUAAAGCAAGGAUGGUUCUUGAUAUAUUUUUUGUUUCAAGCAGCUUUGCAUGGACCAAUUCAUUGAUGUCAAGGGACACUCAUGUUAUGAUUUAAAAGGAGGAACAAUAUUUUGCUGUUUUUACUCAAUGUUAUGCGUGACCUGAAUGAAAUGUAUUUAAUUAAAUGUUAAGAGACGAUGCUUUUAAUGUUAACACUUAAGCCCUGUGUUUAAAAUGUAAAAAGAGGACAUUUUGGAUAUUUCUUAUUCAGGACUGAAAUGGUUUUUAUCUCUAAAACUAUUUUAUAAUAAAAAAAAACAUUUCAUCCCAUUUGUUUAUCUGUCUUGCCCAUAGAGUAAUGCUUUACAAUUUACAGUAAGUGUAAACAUCUGAUCUGACGAGUUCUUGUCAAGACUUGUUGGACAUCAAGAGGGGAUUUAACAUUUAAGAAUGGCUUACACUUACUGGGUCAAUGUGCUAUUGAAGCAUCCUUGUAAUUUUGAUAAUAGAAUUCACCAUAUAAUAUCCACAAAGUGAUCCCC
Molecule: messenger RNA, 15386 nt
Organism: Lymnaea stagnalis (great pond snail)
Lineage: Eukaryota; Metazoa; Mollusca; Gastropoda; Lymnaeidae
Source: the annotation of a GenBank genome assembly